AUGUCUUGGGCGGGUGCGUACAAGCCCAGCGACCGUGUGAUUUCUUGGUCUCACAUGUUGACCGUUGUUUUAGGCUUCAAGAAGAAUGUCAACCGCGCGACGACGCAGGUGAUGAUGAAGACCGGCCAUGUCGAGAAGACAAACGACCGGGAUUAUGAAGUCGAGGAGAGGCGAUUCAGGACAAUGGAGGCGGCCUCGUUGCGGUUACAAAAGGAGGCCAAGGGGUACUUAGAUUCACUACGAGCAAUGACGGCCUCACAAAUGCGAAUUGCCGAAACGAUCGACGCAUUUUACGGGGACUCGGGCGCCAAGGACGGCGUUAGCAGAAGUUACAAACAAGCCGUGGAGGACCUCGACGCGGAGACGAUCAAGGCGCUGGACGGGCCAUACCGCACAACAGUAUUAGAACCCAUCUCACGGUUUUGCGCAUACUUCCCCGACGUAAACGAAUGUAUCAAGAAGCGCGGGCACAAGCUCCUCGAUUACGACGCGCUGCGGGCCAAGGUCAAGAAGCUGGUAGAGAAGCCUGACAAGGACGUGACGAAGCUGCCGCGGGCGGAGAAGGAGAUGGAUAUGGCCAAGGCGGCGUACGAGCAGCUCAACGAGCAGCUGUGCUCGGAGCUGCCGCAGCUGAUCGACCUGCGCGUGCCGUACCUCGACCCCUCGUUCGAGGCCCUCGUCAAGAUCCAGCUGCGCUUCUGCGCCGAGGCCUACAGCCGCAUGGCCCAGGUCCAGCAGUACCUCGACGCCGACACCCGCGAGCAGUACGCCCAGGGCCAGCUGGAUACGCGCGUUGAGCAGGUGCUGCAGGAGAUCCGGGAGCUGAGCAUCAGCGGGACCGUCUGA
Molecule: messenger RNA, 846 nt
Organism: Chaetomium globosum CBS 148.51
Lineage: Eukaryota; Fungi; Ascomycota; Sordariomycetes; Sordariales; Chaetomiaceae
Exons: 5
Coding region: 1-846 (281 amino acids)
Biological process (GO): actin cortical patch localization; actin filament organization; plasma membrane tubulation
Cellular component (GO): medial cortex; actin cortical patch; Rvs161p-Rvs167p complex
Molecular function (GO): lipid binding; protein binding
Source: RefSeq, a predicted model, not a curated record